Pogonomyrmex barbatus (red harvester ant) is the source of this 8339-nucleotide messenger RNA. RefSeq names its product rho guanine nucleotide exchange factor 17. Gene Ontology annotation, molecular function: protein binding; guanyl-nucleotide exchange factor activity. The record is from RefSeq and is a predicted model, not a curated record. Lineage: Eukaryota; Metazoa; Arthropoda; Insecta; Hymenoptera; Formicidae. Gene Ontology annotation, biological process: actin cytoskeleton organization.
GGCCGCCUCAUAUCGCCGCGAUUACGCACACACGCUCGAGAGAGUCGCGGCGAGCGGUCCCAACGUCCGCGAUCCCGUAGAUCGCCCGCGAUCGCCUGCGACGCGUCUUCGCGCGCGCGCGUCGGGAGUCUGCCGCCGGGACCGAUCCACGCUGAUCGAGGCCGGAGCCGAUUCCGAGAGUGCGUCUUUUGUGCGCGGCCCUCGCCUUCCUCCGGGAGAAAAAGGACCCCUCGCGAGUGAACCUGCAUUCAGAUCGACAGCGAUCGAGACGUCUUCUAAAUGGUUCGAGCGAACCGAAGUCUCGUGCUUGAAUCUUAAAGAUCUAAUUUGUGGAUUUUUGUGCGUCGACUUUUUCUUCUUUUUUGAAGCUCGUGAGGAAUAUUGAAAUUUUUGGAGAGAAUUUUGCACACUGGGGAUAAGAUGUAAACGAAUGUGGGAGGGAUGCUGAUCGAUAGAAAAUUUCUUAGUCCACCGACUUUGUGUGUUAAGUGAUUCAUUCUUUCAGAUGAUUGCGAGAGAAAGAGUGAAGUCGAAGUCGACGGGAUUGAAGUACGGUGGGAAAGUACGAUCUGCAAUUCGUAUCAUGCGAAAUCGUUUCUCGAUAUCGCAAAGCGAAAAGAGACUACUCCGAUAUAUAGAUCAUAAUUUUCAUAGUGAUUGAUCAUAAUUCACGCUGGAGCAUCGUUUCUUUCCAACUCGGAGGCAUGUACAAAAUCCUUUCGAUUCGAACUUCUAAUACAAUUCAGAUCAGGCCGUUCAAUGUUCCAUUAAGUUCGCAAUCACAAAGUGUAAUCACAAAAAAAAAAAAAUCGUAAAUCGUUCAUUGCAAUCGUAAUUCGCGGGUUCUUUUUCGAUGUUUAGACUCGCGUGACAGCGCGAUCAGGUGAUAAACCGGAAAGAAACGAUUUGAAGGCGGAAUCUGGAGGAAGUAAGGUAUCUAGAUUUGUAGAACGACUGCGUUGUGCUGCGAUGUGUGCCACGGAUAUACGUUGUGCCAGCGCGCGCGGUUGAGUAAGAUCGACUCGGUGAUUUGACUGGAUCUCUCCUUCAUGAUCGGGAUUGAGAUUGCUGAUUUUCCCGAGUGAUUGCCGCGAACGUCGCGGUGUGUGUGCACAUGUAUGUGGUGAACGCGGGUGCACCGACGAAAAUCCGCCGGUUCUCGACUGCCGAGUGUUCGACUGCUGGUGAUACAUUUCCCUGACGGAUUUCUGAUCAUGGAUCUGCUUGCUGUCGCUCAGCGAUUGUUGACUUUUUCAAGUGGAAUCGCGCGAAGGGCAUUGGCGAAAGUAUUUUCAAUCAUCUGCAGUAGGUGAGGGAAGGAUGAAGAAUGCCCCGCGCUGGCGGAGGAGACGGGGAUAGCGGGCCCCAGAGAACAGGAGGGGGUGGUUUUGGAGGAUGGCUGGGUGGUGCUGCAAGGGCUAUGACGGGCGGAGGCGUCGGUGGAUACGUCGUUCUGGGUGGCACCAGAUAUGGUCUGCGAAUAUCUCAGGAAAGUUUGACACCGAUCAACUCCAGGGAGGAGUCGCAGGAACGGCGGCGGAAACGGAACUCGCGUGAGAGCGACUCGCGGGAGCGGUUGACCGACAAACCGGUGACGGAAAAGCCGCCGAUCGAUCUGACGGCGAGCAUCGCCGAUUGCUGCUGCAUUGGCCCGCGAUCGCGACUUCCGCUCCCACGGAUCUCGCCGGCGAUCACCUCCUCUUCGACCGCAUCCACGAUCGUGACGUCCGCGGCGUCGUCCGCGGCGUCGUCCGCGUCGUCGUUGUCGGUGUCGUCGGCAUCGUGCCCUUCGAUCGUCACCAGUGGUUACCCGUCCGGAGGCAUCGCCGGCGGCUGUUCGCCGCCUCUUCCUGCUUCCACCACGAGCGUCGCGGAGACGACGCCGACGCUCGCUAAUAAUAGUCGCGGCGCGGUGCAAACAUCGGUGGGGAACAUCGGCAGCACCGGCCAGCAGCAGCAACAGCCACAGCACCACCACUACCAACAGCAUUAUCCACAAGCAGCGGUGGCGGUGGUAACAUCAUCGUACUCGCCACCGACGACGACGCCGUGCUCACCCUCGACGUCGCUCGGCUACUCGUCCGGCGUCCCGACGACAACGCAGACCGUCUCCGUGCCGCGGCAGCUCGCGCAGUGGACGAAACAUCAGACACUCAAGCUGCAGUCAAUCAAUCUGAUUUUUCGCUGUCCUCAGACGGGCUCGAAUCCAAGUGGCCGCGAGGGUCGAGCAUCUCAUCGCAACUACACAUAUAGCGAGGGUAGCCAACAUGGCAGUAAUCAACACUCUCAGCAGCAUCAACAGCAACAGAAGCAGCAGCAGCAGCAGCAGCAGCAGCAGCAGCAGUAUCAGCAGGAGAAUCCGAAGACGAUGGUUCGCAGUGAAAGUGUCAGUGAAGAGUGUCUCAGUGAUCGCUUGGGAAACAACGCGUACCGGAAGUCCUGCCACGACUCGAGGAAGACCUCGAGAUCGGGCAGGUCCGAGAGAAACAGUGAUGACGUCAGUGAUCUCAGAAGCGAACCGAACGCCCGUACGGAGGCGGCGAAACACUUGAGACAGUAUAGUGAUUCCGUGGUGGACAGUGCUACGAGUGUGGAUGAUUUGUGCGAUAACUUGAACGCCGCUUCCGUCGGCGGCAACGAGGGGGAGGCUCGGGAUGCCAUCACCAGACUGGAGCCGCGUGGGUUGCUCACCUUUCACAGAUCCGGCGCGCCCUACAGGAGUGCCUCCUUCGGCCAGGUGGACUUUAAUCAAGACGCAGAUUUUACUUUCAGCGCGAACUCGCACUUUCCUCCUCCAGCGAAUCGACAGAAAACUCAGCCGAUCGUGACGUCUAAUCGCUCCGAGACCAAAGACGUUCGAGCGAGCACCUUGCCUCGUCGUCGGGGUGAUGUCACCCCAGGUGACUCGACACCUCAAAACAGCCCCAAUCGACAGAGUCCGAGGACGUCGACGCCCAGCGUCGACAGUGCUGUCGGCUCUGCCGAGGGUCUGGGUGUUUCUCAACAAGGGAACCACGAGGAGAUCCGACCCAGAAGUGAUGGCUCAGAUAGUUUGGCGACUUCCAGCGCACUCACAAGCCCGGAACCUCUGGUUUCGGAGACGAACCAAAUCGAGCCCAGGGUUGAUUUGAACCAAACAGAUGCGACUACUGUUGAAGUCAGCCAUGAGUCCGUAUAUCCGAUGAUUGAAGGAAACAUUGUGGAGGAAACUAUUCAAAAAGAGACUAGAAUAGAGCCGCACGAGGUGAUCAUCACACCACCUCCGGAGGAGCCGCGAUUGAGCCAAGCGAGCGAAGGCAGCGAGGCACCGAGCGAGACGCCCUCGGAGGCGUCCUCGCCAUCCGGCAAGGCGAGACGAUACCGAGGCGACACCAGCAAGAGGAGGAAGGGCGUGUACAUAACUCAAUGGCCAGAACCCUUGGACGCGGAGAGGAACAAGCUGUCGGCUCAGAGCAGCGAGGAGAGAGACGAGCCACCUGCGACGCCUAGCGACCUGUCCGACUGCGAGGGCCACACGCCUCGAAGGUACAGCAAGAGACCACUUCGCGGACCCUAUGGGCAGAUGCUGGAGGCCGAGAUGGCAAAGCCGCGCACCACCGACAUCGCGUUGGAGGAGGGCCUUCGUCCUCGUAGAAAGAUCUCCGCGAAUCUCUCGUACAACACGAGCAGCAACAACAACAGCGGCUCCGAGCCGCCCACGCCCUGCCACCAUCGGACGACCUCCAGCCCGACUAAACUCGAGGGACUUCCGGGACCGAGUCCUGAGCUGCUCGCGGAGCUGCUGAGAGGGUCCUCGGAGAGGGUGGCUCGCGCACCGGCACAUCGAAACGACACGAGGACUCACGUGGUUGUGGAGCUUUACGAUACAGAACGCUCUUAUGUGGAGGCGCUACAGAUACUAGUCAAUAAAUACUUACAGCCCUUGAAAAGCCCCGAGAAUGCUGGUCUGGCGGAUGCCGGAACAGUCGACGAGAUAUUUUAUCAGAUUCCUGCGCUUCUCAGUCAUCAUGAAGUAUUCUUGGAGGAGUUGCGUAGGCGACUAGACACCUGGGAACUUAAGCAGACGAUCGGCGACGUCUUCCUCGAUGUGUUCACAAAGCCAGUGGUGCUGGAGACAUACACCCUGUUUCUGGACAAUUGGAAGUCUGCGAGGAAGGCGAUAAAAACAACGUGCCAAGCGAAGCCGGCCUUCGCACGAUUUCUCGAGACAAUGGAGCGCGAGCACAAGGGCAAAUUGGGACUGGACCAGCUGCUGAUCAAACCCGUGCAGAAGAUUCCGAGAUACGAAUUGUUGAUCCAGAGAUUGCUAAAGCACACGGAUCCGACGCAUCCCGAUUACGAACUGCUGCAGGCCGCACAGAAAGAAGUGCAUGAACUGGUCGUGAAAAUCAACUGUACGGAAAGAGAGUCGCUCGAAUGGGAGCAGCAGCAGACCACGUUAAGGGAGGUUCAAGCUCUCGUCGAGGGUCUCGCUGGCAUCGUAACGAAUGACAGAGCUUUCGUCCGACACGAUCUGGUCACCAUAGCGUCGAAUCAGGGCACACGGAAGGAGCGAGCUUUAUUUUUGUUCUCCGAUCUCCUCGUCAUCACCAGUAUCAAGCGCAGAAGUGGCACGAUAAGGAAGCCGUCAACAAGUACCUGUCCGAAUAGUCUGGUCGGUUUGCUUGAUGCAAACAAGUACAAAAUGCUGAUGCGAAUUCCGCUGGAUGAUCUCGAAGUAAUGAAAGCCAAAGACGAAAAUUUAAGGCGAAUGGCGCGCGAAGUGGAUUAUCUCCGAGAAGACUGCACAAAGUUGACUCAGCUGCAGGAGCUUGCUGCGACUUUGCAUGGAGCUAAGCAGCAGUUGGAAGAUCUUAUCAAAGAUAUGCUGAGUCAUGCCCAGCGGCAACUGGCCGAAAGGAACGCCGCACAUUCGCAGCUGGCUUGCCUAGAACUUACACUUAAUACUCAAGCCGGUAUCGAGAAUAUAUCCGUCAUGUUCGCGAAGCCUGACAAACGUGCAAGCUGGGAAGAAAGUUUUAAUGAAGCCAAACAGAAGCUCGCGCUAUCAGCUGACAGGAGACCGUGUCCUGAAUUUGUGGGACCUUUACCGAUUAGAAAAACGCGAGCGGGUCUCCAGUUCACCUGUGCGGCGCCAACAUUGGCGAACGGGCAGGGGUCGAAGGAUGUCUGGGUUUGCAACAGCGACGGUUACGUCGGUCAGGUGUGCGUGUUGAGUCUUAGUCCAGAACCUCCACAAGUAACAUCCUGCAACGGAGUCUGCAACGCCAGAAUACUCUGCGUCGCUGGAAUACCCGCCUGCACACCUGGUUCAAACUCGUGCACGUCGAACAAUAGUCCGUUCGGUAACAGCAAAAGCGGUAUAAGUAUAUCGGUGCAAGAUGUGGAUGCCAGUGGUGGUAACAUACAGUUAGACAGUAGCUCGAGCUCCGACGACUCGGACUCGGACGACAUUCCAUGCGCAGAUACGGGCAGCGUAACGCUGAGUGGCGAUGUAUCGACUAUCGAAAAUACUACUACAGAGGAGGACGCGAAUCAACCCACAAUGUGGUUGGGAACUGAGGACGGUUGUAUCCACGUGUACAACUGCAACGACAACAUCCGGAUCAAGAAAAACAAAGUGAAGAUUCAGCAUGGCAGCAGUGUGCACUGCAUCAUAUAUCUGGACAACAAAGUGUUCGUGUCACUUGCCAACGGAGACAUUACUGUUUACGUUCGAGAUCAUACCAGUGGAUGGAACACGCCUGAUCCAACAACGGUGUCCGUUGGAACGGUAGCGUCGCCGGUGACCAAAAUGUUGUCCGUCUCCGGAAAACUCUGGUGCGGUUGCCACAACAGCGUGAAAGUUUUGAAUACUCAUACUCUAGACAUUGAGCAUACGUUCACUGUGAGCAGCGACACGAGCCGCGCCGUUUCGUGUAUGGCGAAUUCUGGAGGAUUAGGCGUCUGGAUUUCCUUACACAAUAGCGCUGUGCUGAGGCUUUUCCAUUCCAGUACAUACGAAUGCUUGACGGAUAUCAAUAUCGCGCCAGCUGUCACCAAAAUGCUUGCCAGUUGCGAUGACAUAAUUCGGCAGCACAAGGCCGCAUGUCUCAGGGUCACCGCACUAUUGGCUUGCAACGAGUUGCUUUGGAUCGGUACGAGCGCUGGCGUGCUGCUCACCGUGCCAAUUCCCCAUAUAAAGCCAUCUACUCAGAGGAUGUCGCAGCCACCGAUCGUAACUGGAAUUCCUCACGGACACACAGGACACGUGCGUUUUCUCACUUGCGUGGAAACGCCGAAUCCUUCGAAACCAGAUCCUCGUCCGAAGGUAAAUCGUUAUUCAUUGAAAUCGAACAAAACGCAGCAGAACAACAUCAAUCGCGGCAAACUCCUGAUUAUAUCUGGCGGGGACGGUUAUGAGGAUUUCCGCGGUCCUCAAGCGUCCGCCGAAUUACAGGCCGGUCGCGAGGACUCUACAAAUCAUCUACUGCUGUGGAAAGUGUGAUACAAUAGAGAACGACCCCAGACAAGGGUCGUGGUAAAUGAAAGCCGGCAUGACACGCCGUGGGAAUCGUUAUUGUAUGCGCAGCACGCAGGCGGACGCCAAUGCCGUCGUCUGAUCGCGGCGGAUCAGGACGCAUCGGCGCGCCGGGUUUUCAGGGAACGCGGAAGGGUUCUCUGGCUGGUAUUAGCCGAGUGGAUCAAGAGCAAGAUGCGGGAACUGCAUUAUUUCCAGGAUAUGAAGAAGUAUCGGCUGCAGCUCGCACGGGAGUCCGACUGAUCGAGAACGAUCACGGACCCUGCCGUUGUCAUCGUUGUACGAUCUAAUGAAUGGAUCCGCUAUUUCUUGAACAUCAUCAGUCACGUGAUCUGAUGCUCUGACGCGAAAUCGUUUUACCUAAUGACGCGUGCUCGAUGGCCGUGGACGUCUCUCUCUCUCUCUCUCUCUUCUUGUUUUCUUGAACGUACGUCGGAAAUUAUUUGAAGAUAUAAUGCAUAAUGAAACAAUGUUGUUAUGUGAUAUUUAGAUCUGAAUGUUUGAAAAGUAUUUCUUUUUAUUAUACAAAUUGUUAAAUUAUUAGUAGUUCGCGUUAAAUAGAAACACGAUUUAGAAGAUUAUGUGUACUUAUCUGAAUUUAUCGAUAUCUGCGAUACUUGUACGUAUUUGAAAUACAUUAAAUAUUUCUGUGGGUUGAGCACAUGCCUUUGGUAAAUUAACAAUGCUGGAUGAAGUGUGGGAUUCAAUCUUAUGUUGGAAAUGGUAGGAUCUGAUUCUUGAUGUAAUUCUGAAUGUCGAUGUAUGUUUGUUAUACACACGAGGACAUAGUCUCGGAAACGGCCCACAUGUUAAGCUAAAUAUUCCCAAACAACACGAAAGUUUAAGAGACAUCCUAUGAGGACUAUUUAUAAGAAAUUUAACAGCUUUUUUAAGUACCUUUACGAUGCUUUUUAGACAUUUGUGUUGUUCGGGUUUUUAAUCCAUGUACAUUUUCUUUUAACUACUUUUUAAUAUCCUAUCUCUUUAAAAUGGUAACAAAUUACUCAAUCAAACUUCUAAGGGAAAGAAUAUUAGGAAAAAGUUAAAUUAUAUAUAAAAGAUAUAGGAAGUGUAAAUUAAAUUAAGAACAGAAUUUCCAUUUUUCGGAUCGGAUUAUUAUCAAAUAAAUUAUCGACGCUGAAAAAUCGAUGAAAUACGGUACCUGGCAGGGCGUUGAAUCGAGCUUAUACAUGUGCAAAUGUGUCAACUUUGGCCUACAUCAAUUAACAAAUAUAGAGAUCUAUAUUUCUUACGAAUACUGAAGUGCCAAAAAGAAGAAAAAGAGAAAAAAAAAGAGAAUAAAUUUGCUUCCCCAUUUGUCGAUCGACUGCGAAAGUACUGACGUACUUCAUUAUUUCCAGUACGUGGUAUAAUGUAAUUCGAUGUGCUUUUUUUUCGUGUUAAUUGUUUAAGAGUUUAUCGAAUUGUGUAAAUCAAGUGCGUUGAAAUUCAAAAUAUACGGAUAUUUAUUUAAAGAAGACGAAGAGCAAAAAAAGAGAAAUUUAAAGCUUUCACGUAUUAGAGAUGACUGUUUAUAUUUUAUCCAUACGUAUGUGUGAGUAUGUACGUGUAUGGACUUUAUUGUCUUCUGAUUAAAACUACCAGUCAGUAAAAAUCAAUUUACAAUUGUAAACUAAUUAAAGUGCCAAUAAUGAUUUUGUCACAAAUUUGCCAACAUAUAUAUAUAUCUUUCUUUCUUUAAAAAAAUUGUAUUUUUACAAAUUAAUUAAAUAUUAAAUUUCUUUUAAUAUUUGACUCGACAAGAUAUAUUCAAGGAAUCUUUGAUAAUAAGGAAUUUUAAUAAAAAGAAAACUUAAAA